AGGUGGCAGGGGCGGGGCAGCUGGCGGUAGAGAAGGCUGUGGUCUUCAGGGGGCUGUAGGUGAAGGCAUGGCUCAGGCCAGCAGCGGGAACGGCAGCGAGGAGGCCUGGGGGGCACUUCGGGUGCCGCAACAGCAGAGUCCCGCAGCGUCUUCUGUUGAGGGAGCAAUUUGGAGAAGAGCUGGAACCCAGACUUGCGCCCUGGAUGCCAUUCUUUAUCAUCCACAGCAAUCCCAUCUGCUUCGAAUGCUGUGCCCAGGAGUGAACAACCAGCCCUACCUCUGUGAGAGUGGUCACUGCUGCGGGGAGACUGGCUGCUGCACCUACUAUUAUGAGCUCUGGUGGUUCUGGCUGCUCUGGACUGUCCUCAUCCUCUUUAGCUGCUGUUGCGCCUUCCGCCAUCGACGAGCUAAACUCCGGCUGCAGCACCAGCAGCGUCAGCGUGAGAUCAACCUGCUGGCCUACAAUGGGGCCUGCCACGGGGCCAGCCCUGGCCCUGCAGGUUCACUGCUUGACCUUCGCCUCCUCAGCGCCUUCAAACCCCCAGCCUAUGAGGAUGUGGUUCACCGUCCAGGGACACCGCCGCCUCCUUAUACUGCAGCCUCAGGCUGCGCCUUGACUGCUUCGGGUGAAUGCACAUGCUGUUCCUCUGCUUCUAGCUGCCCUGCCCACUGCGAGGGAACAAAUAUGGAAGGUGUUGCCUCCCACCAGAGUGGGCCCCCACAUCAGGAGAGUGAGCCUGGGGCAGGGGUGAGCCCUGUUCCCACACCACCCUCCUGCCGCCAUCGCCACCUGACUGGUGACUCAGGUAUCGAGCUGUGCCCUUGUCCUGACUCCAGUGAGGGUGAGCCAGUCAAGGCUAGGGCUAGUGCCAUUCCGCUAGAUCUGGAGGACCACUCCCCUUGCAGACUGCCCCUAGAUCCUGAAUCCGGGGUCUCUCCUGUGGGGCUGGCUUCCAGUGAAGGGGACAUCCUAUAAGCAGUUUGGGGAGGGUGGGUGAGUUACUUGCCCACCAGAAAUAGCCCUGGUCUCAACUCUUCAAGUUCUCCUUGGCCUCUCCUUGCCCUCCUAGAAUCUGAGAAAGCUAGAGUCUGAGGAGAGGGGCAGUGUUUGGGGGACUGUGCUAGCUCUACCCCCAAGACAGGAGCCUUUGAUCUCAUUAAAGAGAUGUGAACCAGCUGCUGGUGAAUUUGGGUGGACUAGUGCUCAACUCACUGCAUUGCACUUGACCUGACU
Manis javanica (Malayan pangolin) is the source of this 1234-nucleotide messenger RNA. RefSeq names its product WW domain binding protein 1 (gene WBP1). The record is from RefSeq and is a predicted model, not a curated record. Gene Ontology annotation, molecular function: WW domain binding. Lineage: Eukaryota; Metazoa; Chordata; Mammalia; Pholidota; Manidae.